AUGAGUAGCACCAUCAAACAGGAGUUGGAUUACGGCAGCAGGAGUAUGUCGAGAGCACCUUCGAACCAUAGCCCUAGCUCUUCGCAGGGCGGCAUGAUGGACUCGCUCGCUGUCGACACCUUCAUCGACAUGAAUGCCUUCAACGAUGGCAUGUCAUACCAAUCGCCCUCGCUUUCGCCCGCCGCCACUACUAAGGCAUCCUUCUCGAGGCCGACUCCGACCACAACCACUCCCAUCUCGAUGAUGUCGACCAGCCAGCCCCUUACUGGGCCUAGCCACGACUAUGACAUGUACAAGCAACAGACGGGAAUCGUCCCCGGGGCUUUGGCAAACACCUUGGCUGUGAACGAGAACAACGCCCAGGUUGCAGGCGGGUACAACCCGUUUAACAUUGACGAGUACUUUGGCAUGGCAAUGGGAAACACAGAAUCCUCAUUCGACUUCAACACCAGCCCAUCGCUCCACACCGAUAUGGAAAUGGAGUUUGACCCAUCUGCUGAUAACGGAUUCCUUUUCGGCACGACCGUUAAUCCCAGCGCCAUUGGAGGCCAGGAGCCCAACAGCGUCCCUUCUCCUUCGGUCCUUUCAUCUACAACCAGCAACGUCGGCCGGGUGUGGCCUGGAAUGCACCAACAACAGGCCGCCAUCGCCAAGGCUCAGUCUCAACAAAGGCAACAACAAGAAGCCCAGAUGUUGCACCAGAGGCAACAGUCUCAAAGCCAGCCGCCCAAGCACCAGCGCUCCAAGUCUGGUCAGCCCUCAGAUCCUCUCGUUGAGCAGAAGAUCUCUCAACUCUUGCAGUCUAUGCGGGCCAAGCCCGAUGGCCAGGACAGCCAAGAGCAGAGCCCUGUUUUGCAACAUCCUCGCUCCAAGAAGGAGGAAGAGGACAUGGAUGAGGACGAGAGGCUUUUGGCCAGCGAGGAGGGCAAGAAGUUGACCAGCAAAGAGCGCCGUCAAUUGAGAAACAAGGUCUCGGCUCGUGCCUUCCGAUCACGGAGAAAGGAAUACAUCACCCAACUGGAGUCAGAGAUCGCCAACAAAGUCACCGAGAACGGUGACCUGAGGUCGCAGAACCGCGCCCUCAUGGAGGAGAACAAGCGUCUGCAAGACUUGACGCGCAUGCUUCUGUCUUCACCAUCAUUCUCUGACUUCUUGGAUCGCCUCAGCACCAACCCUGCAUCUGUUCCCCAGGCAUCAGCGCCGGCGCCCCAAGCUGAGCAAAGGCAGGAGGCCCGCCAGCUACCCAAGGACGUUAACCCUUAUGCGGCACAGCAACAGCGUCAGCAAAUCGGCAUGGCCAUGAUUCCUGAGCAAAACAUGGAUUUCUCUAUGUUGACACUUGACACCGACACCUCGGGCUUCAACUUCCAGCCUCAAGUAUAUGCCGUGCUCGAGACUCCCGAGAUCAUUCUGCCACCUUCUGUUGACACUGCUGCCCUGUCGGGCAAGGAGUCCAACUUUAUUGGCCAGCAUUUCGACUCGGAGGACGAUAAGGUCGAAGUCUCUCCCAUCAUUCGCCACGAGCUGACUGAGGAAGAUAAGGUUGAGGCACCUGCCACACCCAUUAUCGUCGAUCACGAGUUUGAUGACGACCCAAUGUUUGCUCUUUACAAUGACUCGCCCAACUCAUCUGAAUCUGCCGAGCCUCUGGACACGAAUUUGGACGAGCUGGUAGAGGUCGACAUAUUUGGAGGCAUCGAGACAGACAAGGCUUUGGCUAGAUACGAGCUCGUCGAUGCUGCUGAUGAGGAAAAGCAGGCUGUCCUCGCAGAAUUGAGAUACGCUCGUCUGACCGCCAGGUUAGAUGCCAUGAUGGAGGAGCUGGAGUCUUUGAAUUUCAUGUCUUAG
This is a messenger RNA of Pyricularia pennisetigena, 1848 nucleotides long. RefSeq lists its product as uncharacterized. Gene Ontology annotation, molecular function: RNA polymerase II cis-regulatory region sequence-specific DNA binding; DNA-binding transcription factor activity, RNA polymerase II-specific. Bases 1 to 1848 code for a protein of 615 amino acids. NCBI's taxonomy places the organism in Eukaryota, Fungi, Ascomycota, Sordariomycetes, Magnaporthales, Pyriculariaceae. The transcript has 2 exons. The record is from RefSeq and is a predicted model, not a curated record. Gene Ontology annotation, biological process: regulation of transcription by RNA polymerase II.